UUAGUAAUAUUUGACUUCUGUCAGUGGUGUGUGUGUAUCCAUGUGCAUGUGUUCAUGCAUGUGUCUGUCGUUUAGUGAGUGGACACAGCGUGAUCGUGCAUGCAGCUUCAUUGAUCAUUACCCACCAAGCACUCUGGACCCAUCAUGGAGUCUGGGAAGCAGCUGACAGGUACGCUGGCCCUGGCUGUGUUCGCAGCAGCUCUGGGCUCCCUGCAGUACGGAUACAGUCUUGGAGUCAUCAAUGCACCACAGAAGGUCAUUGAAAAGCAUUAUGGGCGCUCCCUGGGGGUCUGGACAGAGGGGGCCACAGUGCAUCCAGAGAACAGCACAGAACAAGAGGUGGGAAACCACCCUACUGUUGUCAUUUACUGGUCCCUGUCGGUGGCAAUCUUCUCCAUCGGCGGCAUGUUAUCGUCCUUCCUGGUGGGAUUUGUGGGAGACAUGAAAGGAAGGGUGAAAGGCAUGCUAAUGGUCAAUGUUCUGGCUGUGGCUGCUGGUCUGCUGAUGGGUCUGUGCCGGAUGUGGAAACCUCACAUUAUGGUCAUCUCAGGCCGUGCUGUUAUGGGCUUUUACUGUGGAUUGACAUCUGGACUUGUGCCUAUGUACAUUGGAGAGAUUGCGCCCAAGGCCUACAGGGGGGCUCUGGGAACGUUACACCAGCUGGCUAUUGUCAUCGGUAUCCUAAUCAGCCAGGUUCUAGGCUUGGACUUUGUGCUUGGUAACGAUGCUAUGUGGCCCUUGUUGCUCGGGCUGUCUGGAGCUCCGGCAGUGUUACAGACCCUGCUGCUGCCUCUGUGCCCCGAGAGCCCGCGCUACCUCUACAUUUUGCUGGGCAAAGAGCAAGAGGCCCGGACAAGUCUGUGUCGUCUGAGGGGGCCUUAUGACACCACGUCUGAUCUGGAGGAGAUGCGGAGAGAGAAAGAGGAGGCAGACAAGGAGGCCCGGGUCUCUAUCCUCUCUUUGAUCCGCUCUUCCGUCUACAGGCAGCAGCUGUUUGUUGCCCUCAUGAUGCAUCUCUCCCAGCAGCUUUCUGGCAUCAACGCUAUCUUUUAUUACUCCACCGCCAUCUUUGCUCAGGCUGGUGUCAGUCAGCCAGUCUAUGCCACUAUAGGAGUCGGGGUCAUCAACACAGUCUUCACGAUGGUGUCUGUUGCGCUGGUGGACAGGGCUGGUCGACGCAGUCUGACGCUCAUUGGUCUGGGAGGAAUGUGCUGCUGUGCAGUUGCCAUGACAGUGGGCCUCGCACUCCAGAAUCAAUUCAUCUGGAUGAGCUACGUCAGCAUGUCUGCCAUCUUCCUCUUUGUGAGUUUCUUUGAAAUCGGUCCUGGUCCGAUUCCAUGGUUCAUCGUGGCUGAGCUGUUCAGUCAGGGACCUCGGCCUGCGGCCAUCGCUCUCGCUGGCUGCUGCAACUGGACCAGCAACUUCAUCGUAGGCAUGACCUUCCCCUAUAUACAGGUUUGGCUCGGUUGCUACGUGUUUAUCCUCUUUGCCGUGCUGCUUUUCGGUUUCACCGUGUUUACUUAUCUCCGGGUCCCUGAGACCAAAGGAAAAACCUUCGAGGAGAUUGCUGCAGUCUUCCAGAAGGGACGGAAAAAGCAAGACCCGAUUCCCAAAGACGAUAGUGAACUGCAGCAGCUCAAAACAUCCACGGACGCCUAAAACAACUUUGUGUUUAUUCGGACAGUAUUAGCAUGAUAUCUUUUCAAAUAAGUUUGUUUACACAGGAGAAAAGGACACCUUUUCAUUACGUUAAAACAAGAACUACACAAAAA
Molecule: messenger RNA, 1772 nt
Organism: Platichthys flesus (European flounder)
Lineage: Eukaryota; Metazoa; Chordata; Actinopteri; Pleuronectiformes; Pleuronectidae
Gene: slc2a2
Product: solute carrier family 2 member 2
Exons: 12
Coding region: 145-1659 (504 amino acids)
Biological process (GO): monosaccharide transmembrane transport
Cellular component (GO): membrane; brush border
Molecular function (GO): hexose transmembrane transporter activity
Source: RefSeq, a predicted model, not a curated record